Molecule: messenger RNA, 1680 nt
Organism: Paramecium tetraurelia
Lineage: Eukaryota; Ciliophora; Oligohymenophorea; Peniculida; Parameciidae
Exons: 1
Molecular function (GO): protein binding
Source: RefSeq, a predicted model, not a curated record
AUGAGUUCUCAGAUAAAUACUUAAGCUUUAGUACCUUAGAUUCUUUGUCAAAAAGAAAGUUGCAAGGAUAAAAGAGAGAAUAUUAAGACAAUUUUCUCUUGUAAUUUGUAAAAAAAUCUUAAUAAUGAUUCUAUUACUAAUUGCAAAGGUUGUAUUGGAAAAAAAUGUGAUCCAUCUGUUAACCCUUGUUAAAUAAAUUUAGAUGACUUGUGUUUGCAAUUGAGAAAACAAAAAAUACAUGAGAAAGAAAUAUUGUAGAUUUUUGAGGUAUUAAAGAAGAAAUUAGAGCAAACUAUUUAAAAUGCUCAUAAUGAGAUAGAAAAGUUAAAAAGCAAAAUACUGGAGAUUGAUUAAGCUAUUGUAGAGAUGUGUUUGUUUAAAAAUAAUUCUAAGUUAGAGGAAUUUAUAAAUAGAGGAAAAUAGGCUCCUUUGGAUCUAUUAAUAGAUAUGGUAAAAGAGUUAAGGGAAAAAAUUUUCAUUGUUGAAAAGGUUGAUUAAAAUAUUCAACAGUAGAUACAAUAUAAUUAAGAUAAACUUAAUGUUAUUUAUGAAGAUGGAACUAUUAGAAUUAAUGAUGUUCUAAAAAAUAAACUACAAUAAAUGUCAUAGAUGAUUAGUUGUUUUAAAAAAUAAGUUUCAUAAAUAAAUAACAAUAAUUAUAAUUUUAGUCUAGAAAAAAACUAAAAUAUUACAUCAAAUUACUAAAAGAUUGAAGGGCCAGAUAAUUUAUCUGUUAAAACGAUUUACAAUUUGAGAUUUAAUCGAUCAAAUAAUUUGUUUGCAAUUGGAACUAGCAAUUUAAAUUCUGAAAAGGUUAGUUGUGUGGAAAUUUGGAAAAUUGAUAAUAAUAAAAUUGAGUUAGUUUAAAGUUUGCAGCAAUAUCCAGAUGUUACAGCAUUAUGUUUUGGCAAAAAGGAUGAUUCCCUAAUUACAGGAAGUUUGGAUUCCAAAAUUAUUCUUUGGUCCCCUUAGCCUAAACAGAAAGAUCCAUAUCAAGAAUCCAACUCAUAGCCAAAGAUAACCCCUAAGGGAUAUAUUAAUUGUAUUGAAAUAAACUAAAAUUCAAGAAUCUUAGCAAUUGGAAGUGAAGAAUUAAUUAUUUUUGAGUAAAAUAAUAGUAAUUGGGUAAAAAUUGCUUAAUUGGAAGAAUAAGUUAAGAACAUAGCCUUUUCAAAUUGUAAUAAAAUAAUUGUAGUUUAAUGUAUCAAAAACAGAGAAGAGAGAAUUGAACUAUAUUAUAUUUAAGAGUCGCAAAAUUAAACAAUUUAGAUAAUUGCUUUCAGAGAUUUAAAUUAGGCACAAUAAAAUUAAACUAUCUCAAGUACAAGAUUCAUGUUUUUAAAUAUACUAAAUAAAGUCAAGAUAUAUAAAUUAAACAACAAUACAGCAUAGAGAGAAGAUAUUGAUUCAAUCGAAAAGUUGAACUUCACUUAAAAAAGUGGCAUUGGAUUUUGUUCAAACAGCAGUUCUACCAGUCUUUUAGCCUUUUCAUAAAGUGUUAAUGAUAAUGGAGUUACUUAGAUACUCAAAAUCAAUGAAAAAAAUGAAGUAACCUUUCUUUAAUCAAUUUAAUAAAAAGGAUAAAAAUUAUUUUUCUCAAAUGGUGGCUAGAUACUUGUUAUUUGGGAUGGGAAUAAUUUAGUUGUCUUCAAGGAUAAAUCUAAUCCAAGAUCACAAUGA